GACAUUGAAAAGGCCAGGGAACAUUACUUGGAGGCCAUUGACUGCGAUGCGUCAUCUGUUGAAGCGAUCUACAAUUUAGGUGACUGGGAUUCGCCGCUUUUAAUUAUCUUCCCAGUAAUUAACUGGGUGCCGCGGGAGAUGGAAAUCGGUGAAAGGUUUCCGGGGGUCAUUUUGAAUUUCUUACAUUACGGAUUUUGUGUAAUGCGAACAUUUAUUUUUUCAGGCUUGGCGAACAAGAAACUGGGACGAUUGGAAGAAUCUUUGGACGCGUUCUACAAACUGCAAGCGAUUUUGCGUAACCAUCCGCAAGUGCUGAUACAAAUUGCCUCUAUUUACGAGCAACUCGGCGACUUGUAUCAAGCUCUGGAAUGGUAUGUGCAAACCUUGAGUUUGGUUCCAUCUGAUCCACAUCUGAUGUUUCCGAACGCCGGGAGGCUGAAAGUGAACAUGGCAAACAUUUGCUACAAACUCGGGCAGUACAACAAAGCGUUGAAGUUGUAUCGCAUGGCCCUGGAUCAGGUUCCCAACACCCACAAGCAUAUGAGACUGAAUGUCAUGAGAAACAUCGGGAUCCUGUUCGUAAAAAUGGGCCAAUACAGUGAUGCUUGUACUUCUUUCGAGUACAUCAUGUCGGAGAAACCGGAUUACAAGACCGGGCUGGACUUGGUCGUCUGUUACUUUGCGUUGAGCGACAAGGACAGGAUGAAAUCUGGAUUGAUACGUUUGCUUGAAAUACCUUUGGAAGUCGACGACGAGGAAGAAAAAUACACCGCAUCUUCGGAUGACAUACAAGGACAGUUGAUCGUAGAAGUCGUGAAGAACGACACGCUGCGUAAAAUCGAAAGAGCGAGGCGUCAAGAAGCGGAGAGAUCCAUACUAACUGCAGCAAAGCUAAUUUCGCCAGUGAUUGAAGAAACCUUUACCGAUGGCUACAACUGGUGCGUGGAGGCAAUUAAAAGUUCAGUACACGCGGAUCUUGCCAAUGACUUGGAGAUCAACAAGGCUGUCAUGUACUUGCGACAGCGCGAAUUUCCGGCUGCGGUUGAAACUUUGAAGGCAUUCGAAAAGAAGGAGACUAAAGUUGCUUCGACUGCGGCGACAAAUUUAUCCUUUUUGUAUUUCUUGCAAAACGAAUUGGAUCAAGCGGAAAAGUAUGCUGAGGAUGGGCACAAGGUGGAUAGUUACAAUCCUGGAGCACUGGUCAAUUUGGGGAACGUGUGUUUUCUUAAAGGAGACAUUGAAAAGGCCAGGGAACAUUACUUGGAGGCCAUUGACUGCGAUGCGUCAUCUGUUGAAGCGAUCUACAAUUUAGGUGACUGGGAUUCGCCGCUUUUAAUUAUGUUCCCAGUAAUUAACUGGGUGCCGCGGGAGAUGGAAAUCGGUGAAAGGUUUCCGGGGGUCAUUUUGAAUUUCUUACAUGUAUUUUGGUACGGAUUUUCUGUAAUGCGAACAUUUUUAUUUAUUUCAGGCUUGGCGAACAAGAAACUGGGACGAUUGGAAGAAUCUUUGGACGCGUUCUAUAAACUGCAAGCGAUUUUGCGUAACCAUCCGCAAGUGCUGAUACAAAUUGCCUCGAUUUACGAGCAACUCGGCGACUUGUAUCAAGCUCUGGAAUGGUAUGUGCAAACCUUGAGUUUGGUUCCAUCUGAUCCACAUCUGUUGCAGAAGCUCGGGGAAAUUUGCGAUGCGCAGUCAGAUCGUCAACAAGCUUUUCAGUACCAUUUUGAUUCGUACCGGUAUUACCCAUCAAACAUUCAAGUUCUGGACUGGCUCGGGAGCUACUACAUAGAGCAUCAAGUACCGGAAAAGGCUGUAAAGUACUUCGAGCGAGCAGCUUUGAUUCAGCCGGAUGACGUAAAAUGGCUGCUGAUGGUGGCUUCGUGUCACCGAAGAGCUGGAAACUAUCAGACAGCGUUGAUGACUUACAAAAACAUCCACUUCAGGUUCCCGGAAAACAUCGAAUGCUUGAAAUUCCUGGUGAGAUUGUGCAGUGAUUUGGGACUGAAAGAAGCUCAGGAGUAUAUUGUUGAGCUGAAGAAGGCCGAGAAGGCGAAGGAGCUGAAAGAGCAACGAGCUAAUAGUGGCACAACACGACCUGGUUCGCGUUAUGGAAGUGGCCGUUCAAUGUCAAGACUCGGCUCAGCCGCAAGUGCAGACAUGAUCAUGAGUAGAGCCCAUUCGAGCACAGCGGUGGGUUCCAGAGGCACGAAUGUUCCCCCGAGGACACCUUCCGCUCAUUCGCUUGGAUCAGCUGUCCCGAGUGCCCGUCCAUUGACUCGUCUAUCUUUGGCUGAUAUGGACAAUGCCGACAGAGGAUAUCCCUCGUCUCAUCGGGAAAUCGAUGCCGAUUACGUCGAUCCAAUCGGACCCGCUCCGGAAAGACCGAAAACAUCGAAUAAGAAAAAGGACGAUGAGGACUUCGCUGAUGAAGUACUUGGAGAUGAUCUCCUCCCAGUUUAAUUGCCGCUGGCGGAAACUCGAGGAAAAAUGCUGAUGAUGCUGCACAGUUGUGCCUCGUUUAAUGGACGAUGCCUCUCUAUGUCAAGUUCAUCAUCCGAAAAGUCACUGCUGAUGAAAAAGCUUUACAGAAUGGCGAAUUAUGUUCCGGAUCCCCGAAUUGUCCCUCAUUUGAAAUGGCUUAUUCGCGCUACAGCCCUUGGAGAUGUCUUUGAUGCAUUUUCUAAUUUGAAUGCAAUCGCAGAAAUACGUAGAGACAAAAAAAUUAGCAACGCAAUUUUUUGCCAUCAGUUAUCUGAAACAGGAUGUAGUCGACUGUCCGAAGCACACGAAAAACAUCCAUAGUCAUUUAUGUGAGAAGGCGUCUAUUAUCCGGGGUGCCAACGAACAAGAGGGGAAAAAACUGCACAAACAAUUUUGGAUGUGAUGUUCGCAACGUAUCUAGUCCACUUGGUUUUUUGUGUGUGCACGAAAUGAAAGCUUUCUAGAUUUUAUUGAUUGAUCUCCGUCCAUUUACGAAUAUUGUAAUCCUCUGUGAUGUACGUGAGAAGUAUAGAAAUGUUGAACGGA
Notodromas monacha is the source of this 3027-nucleotide messenger RNA. The record is from the annotation of a GenBank genome assembly. NCBI's taxonomy places the organism in Eukaryota, Metazoa, Arthropoda, Ostracoda, Podocopida, Cyprididae.